AACAAAACAUAUGAAGAAUUUAUUGAAGAAUUUAAAGCCAUAAUCAUAGAAGGGCUUGUGAACGGAAAUUUCAAAGUCAACUAUAAUUUUCCAAACGAAACAAAGUUUCUAAUGGCAUCAAAAGAAGAUAUUUUCGUUCUUGUGCUUUGUGAGCUCAAAGAAAGGAGUCUUGUCUCACACUCAAAAUCCGGCAUUAAUCGAAAAAUUGGGAUAAAUGAUGUGAAAAUCAUGUCAAGAAAAAGUCCAGCCUUGGGUGUUUUUGGUGCCAUUAUUACCGACAAGUAUUGUAAACAUUCCGCAAGGUCAAAGGCGAAAGAGCUGAACGUUCUUAUCACAGAUCCCACUGAAGCGUUGAGUAAGUUGAGUAAAUUUGUGGUGGAAAAAAUAAAUGAAAGGGAGAAUGAAGUGCUAGCGAAAUGUAUGAGCAAGUUUAUGCUUGAGCAAGAUGAGAUCUAA
This is a messenger RNA of Cetraspora pellucida, 456 nucleotides long. The record is from the annotation of a GenBank genome assembly. Lineage: Eukaryota; Fungi; Glomeromycota; Glomeromycetes; Diversisporales; Gigasporaceae.